AUGGAUACUGCUGCUACGGCCACGUACGACGCGACGCGGGCGGAGCGCUUUGAGCGGUGGCUGCCGGCCGACACGUUCCCGCCGUCGUACAGCUGCACCACGCCAGCGGAGGCGGAGCUGCACAGGGCUGUCGAGCUGUUCCGCACGCAGUACCACGAGUACUACCCCAACCGCGCACCGCUGCUGCUGGCGCCGCUGAACGAGUGCAGCACGUCCAAGGUGAUUUGCACCUUCAUCAAGCCGACGGUGUUUCCGUUCGAGGAGCUGUUCGACCUCCCGUCGUGCGCGGGGUUCCUCGCGGACUACAUGCGCUACGAGCCCCUCAGCGACCCCGUGAAGCUGCCAGCCGUUGUCGUCUCGCCGGCUACGACGCUGCAGUGGCAGAUCGGCAACUGCUUUGAGCUGAGCCUCGUCCUCGCGUCGGUGCUCGUGGGCGCGGGCUACAACGCGUUUGUCGUUGUCGGCUACGCGCGGCGGUUUGUGUGCGAGAAUGACCACUCGCAGCGGGUGUGGACGGAUAGCGGCGGCCUCUUCAACGAGGCAGAGUCCGACGGCGAGCAGGAGGUAGAGGCGGAGCUUGACGUGGAGUAUGCCGCGCUCGUGAAGGAGCGGCCAGUGCUGCGCGGCGUCGACGACCCCGAACCCACCGCCAAGCAGCAGCAACAGCAGCAAGAGGCACCGCCACCACCACCACCACCACAGCAGCAACAACAGGAAGGCCCACAAAAGCAGACGCCUGCGCAGCAGCAACAAGCCCAGGAGCAGCAAGAAGAAGAAGGGGCCCCGGGGCCGCUGCAGGAGCAGGAGGAAGGAGAGGAGGGGCAACGACCAAAGUACUCUGCCGCUUCGAAUCGGACGCCCACAGACAAGGCGAGCAUGAAACGGCUGCACAGUUGGGUUCUCGUGCUCCCUGGUGGGCGCAAGAGCCAAAAGGACACCGUCUUUGUGGAGCCGUCGAGCGGCGAGAUGAUCCCGCCCCGCAAAGCCGACGCUUUCUACACCGGCAUCGAGGCCGUCUUCAGCAUGCACAACUACCUCGUGAACCUCGCGCCUGACGCCCCGGUGAGUGCGCUCACGCUCGACCUGACCGACGGCACGCAGUGGGAGGGCGUCAUGCUGGACAUUGACACCGAAGAGGAGCGCGACGCGUCGCAGGUUCUUGCUGCUGGCCCCGGCGACCGCCUCAGCCACACCGUCAACGUCGGCAUCCGCUUGCGCGGGCACGGCUACGAUAUGAGCACCACUUCAAUGCAUGCCGGCACGGCCACGGCCGCCAGUGGGCUGGCGGUGUCGCUGCGGGAGAAGGCCGUGCGGCCCGUCAGCGUCUCGUGGGUGCGGGAGUUGAUUCUCAGCCGCGCGCAGUACGAGGGCCGUUACCCGGGUGGCACAAAGACGAUCCGCUACACCAAUGCGGAGGUGCGCUGGUACGCGCCCUACGCGAUGCAAGAUCUCCGUGUGAUGGAGGUGCGCCUGCCGGACAACAUGUACCGCGACCGACAGCAGGUGCACUUGCUCUUCAAGCACCGCGCGGACAAGCUGCACCGCCGCUCCACCUUUCCCACCGAUUCCACGCCCAUGACUUCUGCUGUUGUUGCAGGGGACAGCUACGAGGGCGGAAGCGGCACUGCGGCUUCCGCGCCAUCGUUCCGACUGCUGAAGGAGUGGUACGAGCGCGGGCGCAUGCGUGACGCGGCGGUGGAGGGGCUGCGCCUCUUCGUGCACGAGACUGGCGUGUCGCGUAGCAUGACGUUCUACUGGGACGCCCGCGACGACGGCCUGUGGCGGCGGCGGGAGUACUUCUACGAAGGCAGCGCGCUGCGCAAGGUGAAGGAGUUCUACCGGCAGCGCGAUGACCGGUUGUGGUACCGCAGCGCGACGUUCGGCCGCACCACCGCCGUCCUCCGCAUGACGCGGCGCAGCAGCAGCGUCUUCGCCGACCGCAGCGCCGACGACGCGCUGCGACUGGACCC
This is a messenger RNA of Trypanosoma grayi, 1970 nucleotides long. RefSeq names its product coiled-coil domain-containing protein 135. Gene Ontology annotation, biological process: cell motility. The annotation marks the transcript as partial. The record is from RefSeq and is a predicted model, not a curated record. Gene Ontology annotation, cellular component: motile cilium. NCBI's taxonomy places the organism in Eukaryota, Euglenozoa, Kinetoplastea, Trypanosomatida, Trypanosomatidae. The transcript has a single exon.